Molecule: messenger RNA, 255 nt
Organism: Lathyrus sativus (Indian pea)
Lineage: Eukaryota; Viridiplantae; Streptophyta; Magnoliopsida; Fabales; Fabaceae
Source: the annotation of a GenBank genome assembly
AUGUCCAUUCUAAUCAAUGGAAGUCCAACUGAAUAUUUUGAGGUGUCCAGGGGAUUAAGGCAAGGUGAUCCACUAUCACCAUUUCUAUUUGCAAUUGUUGCUGAGGGUUUUGCUAGAAUCAUGAAGAAUACUGUGGACACCAACUUCUUUAGAGAAUUCAGGUUGGAAGAUGGAUGUGGUGGGCCUUCCUUCAGCCUCUUACGGUUUGUUGAUGACACCAUCAUUAUUGGUGAUGGGUCUUGGAGCAAUCUAUAG